AUGAGACACAGCGAGAGAGCCUGGAGAGCCCCGUCACUGACCCAGACAUCAAACUGGAACUCGGCCGCAACCGCUGAACCACGUACAGGAGGCCCGGGACCACCUGAGGACCACAACAGGUGGAAGAUUCUUAGCAAAGGAAAAAAAAAGGACAAAGACCAGAGCAAAGAGAGAUCGUCCUCCAGCUUCUUCUCCAGUCCUGCACCAUCUUGAGCCACCGACCACUCGGGCCACGGGGGCCUCUUCACACCGGGACAGAAAAGACCAGGAGGAAGAAGUGUGUUUAGAGACUCUGAACCACAGAACUUACAGAAGACAUGGAAACAUUAAACUUUCUUGGUCGACGAUGAAAGCUUCGCGCCUCUCUGUGCCUCUGAGUCUCUGCCAUAGCCCACACAUGGUGACUUCUGAUGUCCUGCUAUCAACCCGAGGCUGAACCAUGGUCAUUCUGCAGCAGGGGGACUAUGUGUGGCUGGACCUUAAAACGGGCCGAGAGUUUGACGUCCCCGUGGGAGCCGUGGUCAAACUGUGCGACUCUGGUCAGAUCCAGGUUCUGGAUGAUGAAGGCAGGGAACACUGGAUUUCCCCUCAGAAUGCCACCAACAUCAAACCCAUGCACCCGACCUCCAUCCACGGGGUGGAGGACAUGAUCCGCCUGGGCGACCUCAACGAAGCCGGCAUCCUCCGCAACCUGCUCAUCCGCUACAACGAGCACGUCAUCUACACAUAUACAGGCUCAAUCCUGGUUGCAGUCAAUCCCUACCAGCUGCUCCCCAUCUAUACUCCAGACCAGAUCCGCCUCUACACCAAUAAGAAGAUUGGCGAGCUGCCGCCGCACAUAUUCGCCAUAGCAGACAACUGUUACUUCAACAUGCAGCGGAACAACAAGGACCAGUGCUGCAUCAUCAGCGGUGAGUCCGGAGCUGGGAAGACGGAGAGCACGAAGCUGAUUCUGCAGUUCCUCGCAGCCAUCAGUGGUCAACACUCCUGGAUAGAGCAGCAAGUCCUGGAGGCCACGCCCAUCCUGGAAGCCUUUGGCAACGCCAAGACCAUCCGCAACGACAACUCCAGUCGCUUUGGGAAGUAUAUCGACAUCCACUUCAACAAGCGAGGGGCCAUCGAAGGAGCCAAGAUAGAGCAGUACCUGCUGGAGAAGUCUCGUGUGUGUCGACAGGCUUCAGAUGAAAGGAACUACCAUGUGUUUUACUGUAUGCUGAAGGGGAUGGCCCCAGAGAUGAAGGCCAAGCUGGGUCUUGGCCUCGCCACAGACUACUCCUACCUCACCAUGGGUAACUGCACGGCGUGCGACGGUCGUGACGAUCUGAGGGAUUACUCCAGCAUCCUGUCAGCCAUGAAGGUCCUUAUGUUCACGGAGACAGAGAGCUGGGAGAUCUCCAAGCUGCUGGCUGCCAUCCUGCACAUGGGCAACCUGCGCUUCGAGGCUCGUACGUAUGACAACCUGGACGCCUGUGUGGUUGUGAGAUCUCCUGACCUGGUCACUGCUGCUUCACUCAUGGAGGUGGAGCCCAAGGACGUGAUGGUGUGUUUGACCACACGAACCCUGAUCACACGGGGUGAAAGUGUCGCCACGCCUCUCAGUGUGGAACAAGGUCUGGACGUCAGGGAUGCCUUCGUAAAGGGGAUCUACGGGCGGCUGUUUGUCUGGAUUGUGGAUAAGAUCAACGCGGCCAUAUUCAGACCGCCUUCCUGCGAGAGCAACCUCGUUCGCAGGUCGAUCGGGUUGCUGGACAUCUUCGGUUUCGAAAACUUCAUCGUCAACAGUUUCGAACAGCUUUGCAUCAACUUCGCCAACGAGAACCUGCAGCAGUUCUUCGUUCGCCACGUCUUCAAACUGGAGCAGGAGGAGUACAACCUGGAGGACAUCAGCUGGCAGCACAUCGAGUUCACCGACAACCAGGACGCCCUGGACAUGAUCGCCAACAAACCCAUGAACAUCAUCUCCCUCAUUGAUGAAGAGAGCAAGUUCCCUAAGGGAACUGAUGCUACGAUGCUGUAUAAGCUCAACUCACAGCACAAGCUCAACUCCAACUACAUCCGUCCUAAAAACAGCUACGAAACCCAGUUUGGUAUCCAACACUUUGCCGGCGUGGUGCAUUACGAGACCAGAGGGUUCCUGGAGAAAAACCGCGACAGCCUCCACACCGACAUCAUCCAGCUCGUCCACUCGUCCAAGAACAAGUUCAUCAAGCAGAUCUUCCAGGCUGACGUCGCCAUGGGCGUCGAGACGAGGAAGCGCUCUCCGACUCUGAGCAGUCAGUUCAAACGUUCCCUGGAGAUGCUGAUGAGGACGCUCAGUGUGUGUCAGCCGUUCUUCGUUCGCUGUAUAAAACCCAACGAGCUCAAGAAACCUCUGUUAUUCGACAGAGCGCUGUGUGUCCGUCAGCUGCGAUACUCCGGCAUGAUGGAGACCAUCAGGAUCAGGCGGGCCGGUUAUCCCAUCAGAUACACGUUUGCCGAGUUUGUGGAGCGUUACCGAGUCCUCAUGCCUGGCAUCAAACCUGCUCACAUACAGGAAGACCUACGAGGGACCUGCCGGCAGAUAGUCCUGGCCCGGUUGGGGAAAUACGACGACUGGCAGAUCGGAAAGACCAAGAUUUUCCUAAAGGAUCACCACGACAUGCAGCUGGAGAUCGAGAGGGACAAGGCCAUUACUGACAAGGUCAUCCUCAUCCAGAAGGCUGUGCGUGGACUUAAAGAGAGGACUAACUUCCUCAGACUGAAGAGUGCUGUGAUUGUUAUCCAGAAGGCCUGGAGAGGUUAUCGAUGCAGGAAGAAUUACCAAAUUAUGCAGUCUGGCUUCUUGCGCCUGCAGGCUGUCUACAGGUCGAGGAAGCACUACAGAAGCUACCGGACGACUCGCCUCCGCGUUACUCUCAUGCAAGCCCGUUGCCGCGGCUUCCUAAUCCGGCAGACAUUUUGGCGCCGUCUCCGUGCUGUGUUGACCCUUCAGGCCUACACCAGGGGCAUGAUAGCCAGACGCCUCUGCCAGAGGCUCAGGGCAGAGCUGCAGCAUCGCCAGGAAGCCGAGCGCCAGCGCCUGGCCGAGGAGGAGCAGCUGCGAAACCAGAUGACGGCUCGGCGGGCCAAGGUGGAGGCCGAGAGGAAACACCAGGAGAGGCUCAUCCAACUGGCCCAGCAGCAGGAGGAGAGGGAGAGGGAGGAGAAGGAGGAGGCGAGGAGGAAGAAGGAGCUACUGGAGCAGAUGGAGAGGGAGAAGGAGCAGCCCGUGGAUCACUCGGAUAUGGUCGACCGCAUGUUUGGUUUCCUGGGGAACUCGGGGCCGUUGCCCAACCAGGACGGACGAGCACCAGCUGGGUUUGAAGACUUGGAGAACACUCCUCACGGCGAGGAAGCCGAAGAGGAGGUGAUGAACGAAGCUCCGCCGUUACCUGACGAGGAAGAUGAGGAUUUGUCCGAGUACAAGUUCUCUAAGUUUGCAGCCACUUACUUCCAGGGCGUUUCCACUCACACGUACAUCAGACGACCUCUAAAACAACCUCUGCUGUUUCAUGAGGACGAAGGAGACCAGCUGGCUGCGUUAGCCGUGUGGAUCACAGUGUUGAGGUUCAUGGGAGACCUCCCGGAGCCAAAAUGCCAGCUGGUCAUCAACGACGGCAGCGAGAAGAUCCCGGUCAUGACCAAGAUCUACGAAACCCUCGGCAAGAGGACCUACAAGAGGGAGCUGCAGGAACUGCAGGUGGAGGGAGAGAACAGCUCCAUAGAAAGCCAGAAGAGGAACAGCGUCAGACAUAAACUUGUGUCUCUCACCCUGAAGAGGAAAUCAAAGAUCACUGAGGAGGUCACCAGGCGGUUGACAGAGGUUGACUACGGGCUCCAGGGCAACAGCAUGCUGGAGGACCGACCCACCUCCAACCUGGAGAAACUUCACUUCAUCAUCGGCAACGGCAUCUUACGGCCCGCUCUCAGGGAUGAAAUCUACUGUCAGAUCUGCAAACAGCUCACUCAGAAUCCGUCCAAGAGCAGCCACGCCCGCGGGUGGAUCCUGCUGUCGCUCUGCGUCGGCUGCUUCGCCCCCUCGGAGAAGUUCGUCAAAUAUUUAAGGACAUUUCUAAUCAACGGUCCCCCUGGUUAUGCUCCAUAUUGCGAGGAAAGGUUGAGGAGGACAUUUGUCAACCGCACAAGAACCCAGCCGCCGUCUUGGUUGGAAUUACAGGCCACUAAAUCUAAGAAGCCGAUCAUGCUUCCGGUAACAUUCAUGGACGGCACCACCAAGACUCUCCUGGCGGACUCGGCCACCACCGCCAGUGAGCUCUGCAACGCUCUAGCGGACAAGAUCAACCUGAGAGAUCGCUUCGGCUUCUCGCUGUACAUCGCCCUGUUCGACAAGGUGUCGUCGCUGGGCAGCGGGAGCGACCACGUCAUGGACGCCGUCUCCCAGUGCGAGCAGUACGCGAAGGAGCAGGGCGCCCAGGAGAGGAACGCCCCCUGGAGGUUGUUCUUCAGGAAGGAGAUCUUCAACCCCUGGCACAACCCCGCCGAGGACUACGUCGCCACGAACCUCAUCUACCAGCAGAUCGUCCGAGGGGUGAAAUUCGGAGAGUACCGCUGCGAGAGGGAGGAGGACCUGGCGGAGCUGGCCUCUCAGCAGUACUACGUGGAUUACGGCUGCGAGAUCCUCCAAGAUCGCCUGCUCAGCCUCAUCCCGUCCUACAUCCCCGACAGAGAAAUCACCUCAACGAAGACUGCGGAGAAAUGGGUUCAGCUCAUCGUCAGCGCCCAUAAAAAGGGAUUGCACACUAAAAGGAGGCUGAACACACAGAAGGUGAAGGAGGACGUGGUGGAUUUUGCUCGUUUAAAGUGGCCUUUGCUCUUCUCGCGCUUCUACGAGGCCUUCAAAUUCUCAGGACCUAGUCUGCCCAAGAAUGACGUGAUCGUGGCGGUGAACUGGACCGGGGUUUACUUUGUGGACGAACAGGAGCAGGUCCUUCUGGAGCUCUCGUUCCCAGAGAUCACGGCUGUGUCCAGUAGCAGGGGGAAACUCCAGGGCCAGAGUUUUACUUUGGCCACCAUCAAAGGAGACGAGUACACGUUCACCUCCAACAACGCAGAGGACAUCCGCGAUCUGGUGGUCGCCUUCCUCGAGGGUCUGAGGAAGAAGUCCAAGUAUGCGGUGGGACUUCUGGACUGUCCCAAUCCUGCGGGGGCAGACUCCACCUUCCUCAGCUUCUCCAAGGGCGAUCUGAUCAUCCUGGACGAGCACGAUGGCGAGCACGUGAUGAACUCUGGCUGGGCUCACGGCGUCAACGACAGGACCAAACAGAGGGGCGACUUCCCCGCCGACUGCGUCUACGUGCUGCCCACCAUCACCCGACCGCAGUACGACUUAGUGGCUCUGGUGACUAUGACUCCCGAUCAGAGGCGAGAGUCCAUCAGUUUGUCCCAAAUUGCCCUUUCUGACACAGAGGAUAAAACUAAAGCCUACACGCUGGAGGAGUUCUCCUACGACUACUUCCGGCCUCCUCCUAAGAGCACUCUGAGCAGGGUGAUGAUCUCUAAGUCCCGGGGGAAGGAGCGUCUGUGGAGCUGCACCAGGGAGCCCCUUAAACAGCCGCUGCUGAAGAAGGUCCUGGCCCAUGAGGAGCUCUCCCAGGAGGCCUGCCUGGCCUUCUUGGCCGUGAUGAAGUAUAUGGGCGACUACCCGUCCAAACGGGUGCGUUCGGUCAACGAGCUCACAGAUCAGAUCUUCGAAGGAGCGCUGAAGGCCGAGCCGCUCAAAGACGAGAUCUUCUGUCUGAUUCUCAAACAGAUCACUGAUAAUCACAUCAAGUACAGUGAGGAGAAGGGCUGGGAGCUGCUGUGGCUCUGCACUGGUUUGUUUCCUCCCAGUAACAUCCUGCUGCCUCACGUCCAGAAGUUCCUCCAGGCCAAGAAACACUAUCCGCUGGCUCCAGACUGCAUGCAGCGGCUACAGAAAGCCUUACGAAAUGGAUCCAGGAAGUAUCCUCCUCACCUGGUGGAGGUAGAGGCCAUCCAGCACAAGACAACUCAGAUCUUCCACAAAGUUUACUUCCCCGACGACUCGGACGAGGUGUUCGAAGUGGAGUCGAGCACAAAGGCCAAAGACUUCUGCCACAACAUCUCCGGACGUCUUCUGCUCAAAUCCUCCGAAGGCUUUAGUCUGUUUGUGAAGAUCACCGACAAGGUCAUCAGUGUGCCCGAUGGCGACUUCUUCUUCGACUUUGUGAGGCACCUGACCGACUGGAUAAAGAAAGCCAGACAUGUGAAAGACGGUGUAGUGCCUUCACUGACGUAUCAGGUGUUCUUCAUGAAGAAGCUGUGGACUAACACCGUGCCAGGAAAAGACACCAUGGCCGACUCCAUCUUCCACUACUACCAAGAGCUGCCAAAGUACCUGCGAGGCUACCACAAGUGUCCGAGGGACGAGGUGCACCAGUUGGCGGCGCUGAUCUACAGGGUGAAGUUUGAGGACGACAAAUCCCACUUCCACAACAUUACCAAGGUCCUGAAGGAGCUCGUCCCUCAGGACCAGAUCAGACAUCUGUCCCCCGACGACUGGAAGAGGUCCAUCAUGUCGCUGUUCAACAAACACUCGGGAAAGACUCGAGAAGAAGCCAAACUCUCCUUCCUCAAAAUCAUUUACAAGUGGCCCACGUUUGGUUCGGCCUUUUUUGAAGUCAAGCAAACAACUGAUCCAAAUUACCCAGAAACCCUCCUGAUAGCAAUCAACAAACAUGGAGUCAGUCUCAUUGAUCCCAAAUCUAAGGACAUUCUCACCACUCACCCCUUCACCAAGAUCUCCAACUGGAGCAGCGGCAACACGUACUUCCACAUCACCAUCGGAAACCUGGUCCGAGGCAGCAAGCUGCUGUGUGAAACCUCACUGGGCUACAAAAUGGACGACCUCCUGACCUCUUACAUCAGCCAGAUGCUGACGACCAUGACCAAACAGCGAACCUCCCGGGGCAACAGCAAGUGAGCGGACGGCUGGAAACUCAUCGAUUACAAUCAAUACGUUAAUCCUGCUCACACACACACACAUAGCGUGAAUAUAAAACUGUCACUGACACUGUAAUGCCAACGUUUCCAUUCAUGUUAUUAUGUUAUCGGCCCUGUCUUAAAACUCACAUAUUGCCUUUAAAAUUACCUUUUUCCUCCCCGAACAUCUGCAAUUUGGAUUCAUUUCUAAAAGCGUUAAAAUCACCGUAAACUGCUGCUCACGUUCUCUGCAGCACGUCACCAGUGAGGUUUCGUGCAAUCGGCUUUCAAUCCAACUAUUGUCGGACGUUUUGAGACAGAAUUCAACGACACAAUGUUUUAUUAAGUCCCGUAUCGGUGUCAAGGCUACAAACAAACACUCGGAUCUUUUACUCUCGGGGUUAAAUCUUUAACAGCACAUUAUGUAAUAGCACUCACAUUAUGACGCAUUUUCUUAGAUUUUCCGAUAAAUUACAAAAUGUAGGAGUUGCACUUUUUUAUUAACUGCAUUUUGAAUAAACUGAAGCUUUUUGAUGGUCCUCUUGGAGCCCCGUACAGAGACCACUGCAGUACUCAGGGUUCGAGUUAUGUGGGAGCUACAUCUGUGGGGGUCUCUAAUACAGUGAUUCCCCACUAGGGGGUCACAAGGCCUUCUUGAUUUUAAGAGGGAACACAAACUAUAUUCACAAAGCCUUUACUCGUCCUGCAUUAGAACAAUGGAUAUAAGGGAGAAGAAAACAUAGGAAGCCUAUUAUGUAUUAUUUUUAUUAAUAAUAAUAAUAAUAAUAAUAAUAAUAAUAAUAAUAAUAAUAGUAGACAGGAUUGUAUAAAGCGUUCCUGAAAAUAUCAGAAAAACUAAUCUCUUGCUAUUUGGGUUAAUUGUACAUAAGUAUAAAAUGAAACAUCCCUAAAAUAUAUCAAAUGAUAGAAAAGGAGUCCCUUACGGAAAAAGGUUGGGAAACAGUGUCUCUGAUACAUUACCAAUGCGACAAAUAAUACAUUUUUCAAUGUAAAGAGUUAUUUCCGUUAAUGUUAACUACUCUCUCAGAUUCUGUAUUGAUUUCUAGCUUUGUAUUUGAUUUACAAAACAAUACAUCCUCUCAUUAGUGGAGCGCUACAUAGUGCACCGACUUUCAUAUGAAACC
Molecule: messenger RNA, 8123 nt
Organism: Dicentrarchus labrax (European seabass)
Lineage: Eukaryota; Metazoa; Chordata; Actinopteri; Moronidae
Gene: myo7ab
Product: myosin VIIAb
Exons: 49
Coding region: 440-6979 (2179 amino acids)
Cellular component (GO): cytoskeleton; myosin complex
Molecular function (GO): cytoskeletal motor activity; protein binding; ATP binding
Source: RefSeq, a predicted model, not a curated record